Messenger RNA from Labeo rohita (rohu), 5882 nucleotides. Its product is annotated as 5'(3')-deoxyribonucleotidase, mitochondrial. Gene Ontology annotation, molecular function: 5'-nucleotidase activity. Lineage: Eukaryota; Metazoa; Chordata; Actinopteri; Cypriniformes; Cyprinidae. The record is from RefSeq and is a predicted model, not a curated record. Gene Ontology annotation, biological process: pyrimidine deoxyribonucleotide catabolic process. Bases 553 to 1236 code for a protein of 227 amino acids. The transcript has 5 exons.
UCAUUAGAAGCAUAUAGCAUCGAUUAACAUCCACGUACUCACAGUAGGUCUAUCUUUAAUGGUUUAUAAGUUCAAAAUCAGUUCUCCUAUGGAGAAAAUGAAUGCGGUGUUUGUUUCCGGGACUCAAGAAUUGAGUGUGUGAUCUCCCUCUUUGUUAGUAAUCUCUAGUGGAGUAUUUUCCGUGAUAUUGCAAAUCAGAAAUAGCCGCUAGAUUUCAGCAUGAGAACGUAAACACCCUGCAGUAUCAGUAAUGGGCUUCAUUUCGCAAACAUUUCAUUCAUAGCGCGUGCGUUUGAGAUAUGCACAGCUGUAAACAAAUGCAGAAAGGGGAGGUCAACACUGCAAUUCAACACCAGCGACCGCUGGAAAAACAUGAGACCCUCUGACCUCACAAAAAGCAACAAAAGACCCGCAACAAACGCGUUUGCAAUGUGCAAAACAAUAGAGGGCCGACUGAACGAGAUGAGCUAACACAAAACAGCCCCUUCAUAUGAGUGCAUGCGCACCGCCGAGUGACCACGACAGAUUCGGACGGGGUUAAGGAGGUUUAUCAUGACUCUACUACCGAGGAUCGUAAAAUGGGUCGAGAGAAACACUUCCUCGAUGUGCUUUCACUAUCGGUGCAGCGCGAGCAUGAGCACGGGUAAUAAACGGAGACUGCGGGUCCUGGUGGACAUGGACGGGGUGAUCGCCGACUUCGAGGGAGGAUUUUUAAAGAAGUACAAGCAGAAGUUUCCCACCGAGCCAUUUAUAUCUUUAGCGGACAGAAGAGGAUUCUGGGUGUCCACACAGUAUGGAGACAUGAGGAGUGACCUGUGUGAAAAGGCCAUCAGCAUUUGGGAGUCCAAAAACUUCUUCAUAGAGCUGGAUCCUCUUCCUGGAGGAGUGGAGGCGGUGAAGGAGAUGUCCAAGAUGGAGAAUACAGAUGUCUUCAUUUGCACCAGUCCAAUAAAACAUUACAGCUACUGUCCAUAUGAGAAGUAUGCCUGGGUAGAGAAACAUCUGGGCCCCGAGUUCCUGGAGCAGAUCAUCUUGACCAGAGACAAGACUAUAGUGACCGGAGACCUCCUCAUCGAUGACAAACCUGAUAUCCUGGGUGUGGAGCCCAAUCCGUCCUGGGAGCACAUCCUUUUCACCGCCUGCCACAACAAGCACCUGCCGCCAUGUCCAUCCCAGAGACGCCUUCAGUCCUGGGCCGACGACUGGAGGGGAGUGCUAGAGAGCAAACGCCAGUAAAAAACAUCCCAUCGUGCUCGUAAUGCCAGAGAUGACAAGCUGAUUUGUGCUUGGAUGGGUAAACAAAUCCUGUAUCAGCCCUCAUAUUCAUUAUUACUCUGUAAAAACGUUUAAUUAUUGACAGGGGUGCAAAAAACAUGAGUGUUUUUAUACAUACUGCAAAUGCAAAACGGAUUCAGUCUUUCAUGUGAGACUUUUAGCAUUGUUUUAUUGUUUAUUGUGCUUUUAUUGAGGGCUUGAAAUCCAUCGUUUACAUCAAGCAUAAACUGCCUUCAACCUCAGACUCGAAUGGGAUCUUUCUAGAAACAAUUUAAAUGUUAUUUGCGCACAUAUGCACAUGCAAACUUAAGCAUGCAGCUGUCAAACUCACUGAGAUUUUCCACUGGUUUUCUCAUUCUAGAGGGAGUACAGCAACAUAUUUAAUUUAUGAUGAUAGUUUUUUAAUUUAGGGAGAACACAAUGCGUGGGAGUUUGUUUAUCGUUUCAUGUCGUAGAAUAAGGCUGUUGUGAGAGUCACUAGCAGACGGGAUCUGGCCGUAAAAACAAAACCAGAUUUCUGUAUGUUGAGCUCAUGUACUGUGAUGGCGUGUUUUUUGGACAUGUACCACUAUGGACACUAGAGGAUGCUGUGAGCACAUGUAAUUAUUAGUUGUUUUUUAAUCAGGGCAUCAUUUCGAUUCGUACUUUAUUAUUAGUUUGGAAUGAAUCUUUUAAUAAACUUUUUUUUAUGCAUUAAGGACAGGUGUUUUGGUUUAUGGCUUUGGAAAGUGCAUAACCUUUUGUUGUGUCUAAUUGAUAAACAAACAUAAACUACUGGUUGUAGUAUAUAUUUUUGAAAUACACGACCAGUCAAAAGUUUUUUUAGAUUUUAAAUAUUUUUGAAAGAAGUCUCUUCUGCUCACCAAGCCUGCAUUUAUUUGAUCCAAAGUACAGCAAAAACAGUACAAAUUUGAAAUAUUUUUAUUAUUUAAAAUAACUGCUUUCUAUUUGAAUAUAUUUUAAAAUGUAAUUUAUUUCUGUGAUUUCAAAGGUGAAUUUUUAGCAUCAUUACUCCAGUCACAUGAUCCUUCAGAAAUCAUUCUAAUAUUCUGAUUUGCUGCUCAAAAAACAUUUAUUAUGUUAAAAACAGCUUUUCAGGUUUUCAAUUUUUUUCAAUUUUUUCAGGUUUCUUUGAUGAAUAGAAAUUUCAGAAGAACAGCAUUUAUCUGAAAUAGAAAUCUUUUGUAACAUUAUAAAUGUCUUUAUCAUCACUUUUAAUCAGUUUAAAGCAUCCUUGCUAAAGAAAAGUUUUAAUUAAAUAAUUUCUUUAAAAAAAAAAAAAAAAUUAUACUGACUCCAAGCUUUUGAAUGGUAUAGUGUAUAAUGUUACAAAAGCUUUUUAUUUUAGAUAAAUCCUGAUCUUUGGAUCUUUCUGUUCAUCAAAAAAUCCUGAAAAAAUCUACAUAACUAUAAUGAUAAUAAUAAAUGUUUCUUGAGCAGCAAAUCAGCAUAUUAGAAUGAUUUCUGAAAGAUCAUGUGAUACUAAAGACUGGAGUAAUGAUGCUGAAAAUUUAGCUUGGAAAUCACAGGAAUAAAUUACAUUUUAAAAUAUAUUCAAAUAGAAAGCAGUUAUUUUAAAUAAUGAAAAUAUUUCCAAAUUUUCACUCUACUUUGGAUCAAAUAAAUGCAGGCUUGGUGAGCAGUAGAGAAAAAACAUCUGUUCUUUAAAAGUCUUACUGUUCAAAAACUUUUGACUGGUUGUGUGCAUUCAAUAAAGCAUGCAUUAAAUUAAUCAAAAGUGACAGUAAAGACAUUUAUGAUGUUACAAAAGAUUUCUAUAUUAAAUAAAUACUGUUCUUUUGAACUUUCCAUUCAUCAGACAAUCCUGAAAAAUAAAACGAUCACAGUUUUCACGAAAAUAUGAAUCAGUAGAACUGUUUUUAUCAUUGAUAAUAAUCAGAAAUGUUUCUUAAAAAGCAAAUUGGCAUAUUAAAAUGCCUUCUGAAGGAUCAUGUGACACUGAAGACUGGAGUAAUGAUGCUGAAAAUCAGCUUUGAUCACAGAAAUAAAUUACAUUUUACUAUAUAUUCACACAGAAAACAUAUGUUUUAAAUUGUAAUAAUAUUUCACUUUUUUUUAAAUGUUUUUGAUCAAAUUAUUGCAGCCUUGGUGAACAGAAGAGACUUAAAAAAAAAAAUGAAGAAAUUCAGAAAUCAUUCUAAUAUGCUGAUAUGCUACUCAAAAAAAAUCUGAUUAUUUUCAAUGUUGAAAACAGACAUGCUGCCCAAUAUUUUUGUGGAAACUGGUACAUUUUAUUUGUCAGGAUUCACAGAUGAAUAGAAAGUUCAAAGGAACAGAAUUAUUUUAUUAACUUUAUAAAUGUCUUUGCUUUUGAUCAAUGUAAUGCAUUCUUGCUAAGGAAAAGUAUUACUUUCUUUCAAAUUAAUAAAUAAAUAUUACCGACCCCAAAGUUUUUAAUAAUCUAGUGCAAUUGAAAGUUCAUUACUGUAGACUUAAAUGCUUUUGUCUCAUGCAUGAGUUUUGAAACGCUGCUUACUGACUCAAUCACAAUAACUUUGUAAGGUUUUAAAACAGGGUUUAUCAUCCAUUUAUAAGAACAAACAAACAAAAUGUAAUCUUACAGAUGACAUUUACAAGCACUACAAGAAAAGCUGAUGAAAGGAUGUUUAAAGUUCAUUGGUCUUGAUAAUCACAGACAUCUCGUCUCUCGAGACGUAAAGCUCAAUCACUGAGAUAAUGAUGUGAUUCAUGCAUUUCAUCAUGAGAGUCAACAAGAGAUCAUGAGAUUGGCAAAUACGACGUAACAGAUUUGUAAAAAAGGUUAGGGGGAAAAACGCUGUUUGCAGUUGGUUAUCAUUUUUUUAUAAGCUCAUCUUAUCAGAGGUGUAGGAUACGGAGAUCAGGAAUGGCAGCAAAGUGUAACUAAUUUGACAGGGAUGUGGUCAAAACGUGCAAAAUGUCUGUUAAACUGAAAUAAAAAGUUCUUAAAUCUAAAAUAUGCAUGCUAAAAACAAACUUAAUCUCUAGUACUUUCAUUAGUCCGAACAAGCUGUAAAUGAUGGUUUAAACAGUCUGAAAGGAGUUGCACUGAGUUAAAUUUAAAUAAAUAAUUCACCAAAAAUUUCUGAAAAUGUGCCAAGAUGUGGAAGAGUUUGUUUCUUCAUCAGAUUUGGAGAAAUGCAACAUUGCAUCACUUGCUCACCAAUGGAUCCUCUGCAGUGAAUGGGUGCCGUCAGAAUGAGAGUCCAAACAGCUGAUAAAAACAUCACAAUGGAAACACAUCCAUCAAGACGUUUUUAACUAAAAUACGAGUUCACAUUCCAUUAAAAAGCUUCCUCCAGUGAAAAAGUCCAUCUUCUGUUGUCUCUCACGUCAAUCAUAUUUGUUUAGAGCUGUUUUGGCUUGUAAACAGUGCUUCCUCUGUGCAGAUUUUUUCUCCUGAUUCAAACCAGGUGGCUUUUUCACUGAAAAGCGUUAUUAUGGAUUACGGACUCGAAUUGUAGUUAAAAAUGUCUUCAUAAUGGAUUUGUUUCUUACAGACAUUCAGCUUUUGUCUUUUCAAGAUGGACUGGAGUGGUGUGAAUUACUUAUGGAUUAUUGUGAUGUUUUUACCAGCUGUUUGGACUCUCAUUUGGACGGCACCCAUUCACUACAAAGCAUUGGUGAGCAAGUGAUGCAAUGUUGCAUUUCUCCAAAUCUGAUGAAGAAACAAACUCAUCUACAUCUCGGGUGGCCUGAGGGUGAACACAUUUUCAGCACAUUUUCUUUUUUUGAGUGAGCUAUUCCUUUAAAGGCGUUGCGUUGACAUGAUCUUAUGCACAUGUCCAGGAGUUGAUCAUCUCAUCCUGAAGGCUGAACUAUUAAACAGGAAACAUUUUUUUGUUUGCAGCACAUUAGUGCUGUAUUUCUCAGCUGAAGAUCAGACACACAAUUUUCUGCGCUUGCUUUUGUUCUUUAAAAUCUCUAAAUAGAGAUUUGUUGUGCUUUGUGCUAUGAAGUAAUUUGUCAGUUUUCUUUUAGAUGUGAAGUUAAAACAUGAAUAUUAACUAGUUCACUCAGUGUCUUUGGCAUUAAAGCACACAAAUGUGCUGAAAUUAAAUAGCCAUGAACACAAAAGCCGUUGCCAAAGUUUUGUGUUUUCAUUGUUAUCAACAGUAUUUCUUUAGUUUUUUAGUUUAGAGGUCAUCUGUUUAAUAGAUUUAAUAGACUACAUUUAUUAGCUUUGUGUUUGAAUUAAUCAUUUUACUUUUUUAAAAAUAAUUUUACCUUUAUGUAAUGAGUUUUAACAGUUAUUGAUAGUUUUAAAGACUCUUGUCCUGCGGGAAUAAUGUAGUGGUUUAUUAUAGAAUUAUUAAAGGGCAAAAAACAGUUCAAACCUGUUUGAAAUGUUAAAAACGUUGAAGAAACUGAAAUUGAUUGAAGCAUGCAUAAUUAAGAAGAUUAUGUAAAUGUUCCAGCAGUGGUAUUGACAAAAAAUACUGCAGGGCUUUUCACAUCAAACUACUUUAUGCAAGGAACAAAGUCUAUUUUUGGGGAAAAUACAUAUAAAAAAAAAUUCUAAUGAAACGAAACAAAAUAUGUGUAUAUCAUAGAUGAUCAAAAUGUUUGUGAACACUCAAAAGUCCUCAUUUCCUGAAUGCUCAUAA